AUAAAGGCAACCACCUCUUAGCACACAUCCAAAUAAUACCCAUAUCCUGCUCGAACGUUUUUCGCCUUCACUGCAAUUUUUCAUCCGCAAAUACUAGGAGUAUGUCUACAUCAACCGGAGCAGGCGCGUCGUUUGGCACCCAGUCUCCUCCUCUGGAGGCCACCGGCCAGGAGAAGCCCAUGGGCGUGUCGUCUGUGAGUGGCGAGAAGCCUGAGGCUGUGCCCGAUGCUCAGCAGAGGCAACAGUACUUCCCUGAGGACGUGGAGACGGGGAAGCAGAGUGCUGAUCAGGUGGGAUCCGGAGUGCCGUCGGAGGGCAAGACGAAGGAGGACUGAUUGGUGGUUGGGUUGCGUGCCGCGUGUCGAGAACUCGAUAUGCUGAGUUGGCGGGAUAGAACUCAUCAUGUCUUGCCAGCGUGAUAUUCUCAAUGCAGAGUUUCGCUCAUCUAAUCUAUCACCAUCAAGUUUGGAUGAAUGCGACAGCGGUCAUAACAAGGACGCGGCCAGUUGUCAAAAGCGCAAUGUUUAGAUCCUUCGAGU
Molecule: messenger RNA, 539 nt
Organism: Laetiporus sulphureus 93-53
Lineage: Eukaryota; Fungi; Basidiomycota; Agaricomycetes; Polyporales; Laetiporaceae
Exons: 4
Coding region: 102-335 (77 amino acids)
Source: RefSeq, a predicted model, not a curated record